UCAGUUAUGCGACAAUAUUUUACAGGAUUUAUUGCACACAUGUCUGUCAAAGUGUCGAAGUGUGGCCGAGAGACGGAAAUGCGUCACAGGCUCAUGUCAUGUGACCGCUCCGGUGGAGUGGGAGGAGCCUCGCGGCUGUUCGCUUCAGUGUUAUAGCGCCUGCGCCUACCGGCUUAAUCCACGAGUAGACUCCCCGGCACCACCGGCUCCAGUAACCUCGCUUCACAACCAUGAAAAUCUGGACGUCAGAGCACAUAUUCCACCAUCCUUGGGAGACGGUGACAAAGGCCGCCAUGCAGAAGUACCCAAACCCCAUGAAUACCAGUGUGAUCGGAGUGGACGUUUUGGACAGGGACAUUGACAAACAGGGUCGCCUCCACAGUAAAAGACUGCUCAGCACAGAGUGGGGCCUUCCAUCUAUAGUGAAAUCAAUCAUUGGUAACUCACGAACAUGCACAUAUAUCCAGGAGCACUCGGUUGUGGAUCCCAAAGAGAAAUCUUUUGAACUUCAGUCCACAAACAUCACUUUCACCAACAUGAUAUCUGUGGAUGAGAAGCUAACGUACAAACCGCACCCUGAGGAUGCAGAAAAAACAAUACUGACACAGGAGGCUAUCAUCUCUGUGAAAGGCGUCAGCCUGAGCAGUUACUUGGAGGGAGUUAUGGCCAGCACCAUCUCUGCUAAUGCAGGAAAGGGCCGUGAAGCCAUGGAGUGGGUGAUCAGGCGACUGAAUGCAGAAAUAGAGGAGCUGGCGGCCACAGCGCGUGGGACCAUUCGCACCCCGCUGGCUGCCGCAGUCACUGAGAAAUGACACCUGCCUCUAUUGUUUGACAUUGUCGGACAAGAAACUGCAUGCCUGUACAAACCAGGCCUCCCUUUGUGAUGCUUUGGUGCCCAAUUGGUGCUCUGGGUUUUUAGUAUUAUUUGAUUCCUCCAUCACCCAUACUUUACUAUCUUCACUCGAUAUAUGUUAAACAGCUAGCUGCACCACGAAGGGAUAUUCAUGAGUAAUUUUCAUGAGUUGCUGCGUGGCCGGUUGCCGCAGUGAUGAGAGACUUGGGAAGGAAAUGUGGGUGGUGCACUCAGGGAUACGUUUAAAACAACAUUACUAUCCGUGUGAUUGGAAACGUGUAGCGUUGAAAAGUGCCAAAGGAGACACACCGCUUCUUGUGUUCCUAUCUUCCAUAAGACCUCAGAAGGCCAGGCAGUCACGCCUCUGGCUCGAACUCUUUUGUUUACAACGACAGAGUUAAAUGAACACACAACAACUGAUGGCGAGGAAUUCUCUCAGUAAGAUACGAUGGCCGAAAAACAAUGCUGCGUCAAGGCAGGUUUCAAGUGCGAUGCAUUUCAAGGGUACAUUCAGGAGUCAGAGUUAACAGUGUUUCACACGCAGCCAUUGACCAAGAGACGUUAAUGAAAUGUUUCACCGUCAGGUUAUUUUUGUUUAUCUCUUCAACAGUGUUUUCUUGUGGGACCUCAGUAAUGACAAAGACAAUGUACCAGCCAGAAUAUAAACUGUAUUUUGUUAUGUGAUAACUAAUAUUGUUAUUAAGGUAUUUAAGUGGAAUGAAGGGAUCAAGGAACUUGCCAUAUUUAUUUUUUUCGUGACUUUUAGUAGAAAACCUUCUUAAAUGCUGCCGUACAAACAAGCCUAACUGUAAAAGCUUGUUUUACUGAAACAUAAACUGUAUGUUAAUUGUAACUGAGUUCUCGCAGCACGUCCUUUCAGUGUAAAAGGCCGAGACCUUUGCCAUUGCUCUUAUUUGCACUUACAAAAUAACAAAUUUCAACAAAGAAAGGCUGCUACACAUGCUGAGGGAGCUGAUAGUUUGUGAAAUGUGUGGUAUGAAAGAUUACAUGUGGUUACACUGUUCAUUUGAGAAGAUCUCUCUUCAUAUAACAAAUAGCAGUGUGGUGAAGGUCAACGCUUUUGUUUCAUUCAUGUGAAUAUAUAAAGAAUAUAUUUUACCUGUGACAGGAAUAUUUAUUUGGGGAGGAGUUGUUGUUUUGUUUUUGUUUUCUGUUUUCUGUUUUUUUUGAAGGAAUGAUUUGUGUUUUGGAUUGACCACUAGGAAAUGUGAUAUCACAUGCUUUUGUUAGAAAUUUUAACUUAAACAUCUUGUCUGGGUGCCUCUUAAAAAAGAGGUUCUCACCAUUUGCAGAAUGUGGCAGUAAAAUAAAAAUACAUUCGAUUUUUGGCAGUAUCAAAUUAUGUAAAAAAUGAAUGCCGAAUGUGUUCUAGAAAUUAAAUUCUUUAUUUUUUUAACUUGCGUCCAAUAUAAGUUUGCAAAAUUCAACCUGGAGUGGAUAUUCAUUCGGAUUAGUAGUUGUUUUAUUUUUCUAGUAGCAGUGGCCGUUGUGAAAAUAUCCAGUGCAUAUGAUUCUGCCAAAAUAGCGGCUUGAUGGCCUUUGUGAGGUUUUGUCAAGAGAUGCUCUCUGAAUAUAUGCAUUCCAAAAAUCACUGUUAUCUAAAGGGUAUGAAAGUACAGGUUUCUUUUAUAUCGUCUGAGUCUAAACACUGAAGCUGUUACUCUUCAUACUGUAUUAACACCCAGGUGUGGGCCAGUACAACAGCCUUCUUCUAGCACUGGUCUCUUGGUCGGAUUCUUUGAUGUUGCAUGUGGGAAAUGGAAGCUCCACAGGCUGCCAUGCUGUGGCCAAAUGUUAGACUUCCAAUUUCAUCUUUGCAAAUCAUGUUAAAAAGAGUCCCUGCAAUGUCAUCAAGGUAGUGAAUGACAAGUCUUACCUUGGUAAAGGUUAGGGCCAAAGUUGAUAAAAUGUUAUUGUUUUUAAUUUACUGUCUGGAAAAAAUGUGUUUAAAUAAUGGUUAAAAUAAAGUUGUUAAAGUUA
Scophthalmus maximus (turbot) is the source of this 2854-nucleotide messenger RNA. It is a transcript of the gene prelid3b, whose product is annotated as PRELI domain containing 3. Gene Ontology annotation, cellular component: mitochondrial intermembrane space. Gene Ontology annotation, molecular function: phosphatidic acid transfer activity. The record is from RefSeq and is a predicted model, not a curated record. The transcript is spliced from 6 exons. Gene Ontology annotation, biological process: phospholipid transport. The coding region runs from base 231 to 812 and encodes 193 amino acids. NCBI's taxonomy places the organism in Eukaryota, Metazoa, Chordata, Actinopteri, Pleuronectiformes, Scophthalmidae.